This is a messenger RNA of Aureococcus anophagefferens, 2320 nucleotides long. RefSeq lists its product as hypothetical. The transcript has 2 exons. The record is from RefSeq and is a predicted model, not a curated record. The annotation marks the transcript as partial. Lineage: Eukaryota; Pelagophyceae; Pelagomonadales; Pelagomonadaceae.
AUGCAUACGUCGACGCCGCCCCCGACGCCGCCGCCGGGCUCGCCACCACGGUCGCCGGGCGAGCUGCGCUUCCAUGUGGGCGAAUCGGAGGUCACGACGGCGCACGGCGAGCUGCUCCCGCGCCUCGCCGACGAACCGGCGGCGGGCCGCGACGCGGGCCUCGGACGGAAGCCCGAAAUCGCCGCCGACUCGCCGAAGCGCGCCAGGGAGGACAUCGAGCACCGCUUCGGCGAGCUCGAGGCCUCGGGCGUCGGGUCCGCGGAGACGAACCGCGAGGUCGCCGAGCGGCUCGAGCGCGAGGCGCGCGCGGAGAUGAACCGCGAGAUCGCCGAGCAGCUCGAGCGCGAGAUCGCCGCGACGCGCUUGAAAGUGAACGCGUCGCCGGCGAGGCACGCGUCGCUCCUGGCGCCGAAGUUGCUUCCGCCGCCGCCGUCGCCGCGCGAGGGCUGGAGGCUCGAGGCCCUGCGCUCGCCGCCGAAGCCCGACGCCAUAGACGAGGCAGUCGACGCCUCGACCCGCGACGAGUGGCUCCUGCGCCUGCUCACGUGCGUCGUCGCCGUCGACGGCGCCGGCGACGCCGAGGCCGUCCGCGGCGGCCGCUUCCUGCUCGCGCUCUACACGCUCGACACACUCAGCUGGGCCGUCGCGAAGAUGGCGCUCUACGAGGUGCUGGCCUUCGCGCGGCGCGCGCUCGGCGCGAGGGCGCUCGUGCUCGCGUCGCUCGCGAUGACGACCGCGGAGGUCGGCUUCGAAUUCGCCGCGGCGGCGCUGACGCCCGCGCUCUUCCGGCGGGCGACGGGCCGCGCCAUGGACGCGCGGCGCUGCGCGGCCUUCGCGCUCGACUGCUACGGCGCGUCGAGCGCCGCGGCGGUCGUCGUCUACCCGGCCGUCUACUUCGGAGCGGAGCGCGGCUCGAAGCUUUCGUGGCUGGUCGUCGCCGCGGUCGCGCAGAAUAUCCAGUACAGCUUCUUGAACCAGGUCGGCGACCAGGCUUGCGGGCUGAGCCGCCCCCACUGGCACCGGACCUUCGCGUCCGUCGCGACGCGCUGGCCGCCGUGGCGCGCGGCGCCGCCCGGGGGCACGCCGCCGGAGCGCCUCGCGGUGCUCCUCACGCUCGCGCGCGUCGUGCUGAGCGCGGCGCUGGCGGCGCUCUACGUGGCCGCGCGCGCGUCCUACGCCGCCGCGCGGCACGCGCUCGUCGUCGGCAUCUCCGCGUCCGUCGUCGCGUGCGUCGUCGUCCUCCGGCGCUCGGGCCCGGGCCCCGCGGUGCCCGCCGCGGCCGUCGGCGAAGACGGCGGGUUCGCGCCGAGCCUCGCCCGCCUCGACGGCCUCGACCGGCGGCUCGUGGUCUUUUCCGUCGUCGUCUUCGACCUCCCGGACCAGGCCUUCAACGCGAUCGUCGCGCUCUGCGUCGCGCUCCUCGUGCUGCGGCUGUCGCCCCUCGCGAGCGGCGCGGCCCUCGUCUUCGGUACGCUGGCGGCCGUGGCCUACCUGCACGCAAAACUGCGGCGGACGGCGCGGCCCGCGGGGGGCUACGGCGGCUGGCUCGCGCUCGUCGCCGCGUCCGCGCUCUCGCUCCUCGGCGCCGCGGCGCUCGUCGCCGCCGCGCGCGACCGCGCGCUCUACCUCGCCGUGCCGCCCCUCGUCGUCUACGCGGCGUCGCAGCAGGCGCUCUUCGCCAAGUUCACGGCGUUCCUCUUCGUCCACGACAACGAGCGGUCGUCGCUCGUGAACUUUUACGCGAACGCGGGCUACGCGGCCGUCGCGGGGCCGCUGCUCGCCGUGAACUGGGCGCUCGCGGCGUCGGCGGCGUCGCUGCGCGCGGCGCUGGCGACGCUGCUGCUCGUCGCCGUCGGCGGCUACGCGCUCGCCGCGGCCGGCGUGUGCGGCAGCGCGACGCUCCGCCGCGGCGUCGACGGCGCGCUCGCGGGCUUCAGGCCCCGGCAGGGCGCGCCGCCGCCGCCGCCGCCGGCGACGCCGCGCGAGCCGCCGGAGGCCGCCUUCUCGUCGCGCGACGAGGCCGCGGCCGACUCGGACGUCACGACGCUGAAGAUCAACUACAUCGACGAGGCCGACGACGACGACGAGGCGGGCCUGCCGCCCUUCCCGGGCUCGGCCGUCGAGGAGGAGGAGGCGCGCCUCGUCGCGACGACGCGCCACGGGUCGUCGUGGAUGCUCGACGUCGAGCACGUCGUCGCGGACCUCGACGACCCGGGCGACGACUACGCCGACCUCCAGAUCCAGGGCGUCUCCUACGACGACGUCGCCACCUGCUCGACGCACGUCUGCGGGCUCUACUGUUAGUAACGUGCUGUGCUUU